Messenger RNA from Rhineura floridana, 1714 nucleotides. RefSeq lists its product as uncharacterized. Lineage: Eukaryota; Metazoa; Chordata; Lepidosauria; Squamata; Rhineuridae. Bases 362 to 1474 code for a protein of 370 amino acids. The record is from RefSeq and is a predicted model, not a curated record. The transcript is spliced from 11 exons.
UCUAUGACGUAUUCUAGUCGCGGGCAAACGGAGGCUUGAGAGGAAACAGAGCGUGAGAAGAGAAAGCCAAAGGAGAAUUCACGCGUGAAUUGUUCAAAACGGGGGGCCGGCGGAGGGGAAAGCUGCUUGGGAGCGCUUCAGCGUGUGGAAACGUUUUUAAAAGAGUAGGGUACUUUAUGGACGGUACCCAAAGCCCGUCAGGAUCACCCGGGGAAGCUUCCUCUUUCGCCGUCAACUCGGCUUCUGUACUUCCGUUGGUCGCCAUGGAGACGGCCGGCGUGCUGUACCCCGGUUGCUAGGAGACGCGGGAGAGUCGAGGAUUGGGUGGCUGGGAGCGGCAGUGCCCUCACUGGCUCAAAAGAUGGCUUUCAUGGAUUCACAUAUCUUCCCCAAGAGCGUCAUCAGGACCAUAAGACAAACUGAUUAUAGCCAAUGGCAAAGAGAAGACGUGGGUAGGAAGCACACAUUAAAAUUAUCCUUGCCUCCUGUCUUGGCAUCGAAGGAUUGGAAGAAGGAAGGGAAAAAUGGUUCCCCACGAAAGCCAAAAGACAAGAGAAUAGAAUGGGGAAAGACUCCAGGUCUGGUUGUGAAAAUGACGCCCUCUGUGAGACAGAGGGCUGCGUGGCAACAAAAUUUGAUACGGGAAAUGAAGGUGGCAAAGAGGCUGGAGAGCAUCAAAAUAAUUCAGCGGCUUUCCAAGAGCAAGACGAUCAGCUUAGAAGAAUUAAAGCACCACUCCAAUGUUCUCUUGGAGAAGAACCAGCAGCUGAUGAAAGAGAUCAAGGAGAUGGAUGCUGACACUGCCAGCCAGGCCAGGGGCUUUCUCCAGCAGUACGACAUGUUUGGGACAAUCAUCACAAGCCUUCGGGACUCAAGUCAGAACCAUGUUGGUGUCGCAAAAGCAGAUCUCGAGGCAACAGAGAAAAUGGUGGAGAAGAAUUUGGGAAAACUGGAUCAGGAGAUGAAGCGCAUGCAGACCAAAGUGCACGCCCUCCAGGAGGAGCUCAACACCCUGAGGACAUACAUGGACAAGGAGUACCCGGUGAAAGCCGUCCAGAUUGCAUCCCUGAUGCGCAACAUCCGGAACUUGAGGGAAGAGCAACAGGAUGAGUUGGAGGAUAUGGAGGAUCUGUCCAAAAGGUUCCUGGAAACAUUAGCAGGGAAAGCACGAGAGGAGCAGGAGCUCAUUUUACAGGACGUUGCCAAGAAGAAGCUGAUGCAGUACCAGGAUGGCCUUCAGCAGAUGAAUAGGAACAACCUGCACCUGAAAAGACAAAUAGACGCCCAAAAAGAGAUAAUUGAUGGCUUGGUGAAAGAAAUCAAGGGGUUGCACAAGAGCAUUAUACGGCUCCAUCACUCCGUGGGAGAUCCGCGGGAGGUGAUAUUUGCAGAUGUCCUCCUCCGCAGGCCCAAAUGCACCCCAGAUAUGGAGAUCAUCCUCAACAUCUCCACUGAUGAGGAUUUCCUCCUGUAGCUGCCAGAAGUGUGGUUGGAAUUAUGCACCUCGGUCACACAGCGCCAUCCCUGUAGACCGUAGUUAGCCAGUUUCCCUCCUCCUUUGCUGAGCCAUACCUGAAGCACAUGCCUUGCCUUUGUCCCAGGCUGAAGUUUUUAAAACGUCCUGCUAAGAAUGGUUGGAAAAGCUUUCCUUGGCAUCCCUCUCCCAAAAUGUUUCAGCCAUAGGUUCUAUUAAAGUCAGCCCUAUCUGUUCUAA